This is a messenger RNA of Colletotrichum orchidophilum, 765 nucleotides long. RefSeq lists its product as uncharacterized. The record is from RefSeq and is a predicted model, not a curated record. NCBI's taxonomy places the organism in Eukaryota, Fungi, Ascomycota, Sordariomycetes, Glomerellales, Glomerellaceae. Bases 1 to 765 code for a protein of 254 amino acids. The transcript is spliced from 4 exons.
AUGUCAAGGCCGAAUAGUCCAAUCCUGGUAAUUGACACUUCGCACGGCGGAAACGAGGACGGCUGGACGCUGGUAGCGGACGAGCACAAGAUCGUGGAGGUUUUUUGUGCGGCGCUGAACGGGAACAACAAAGUCGUACACGAUGCAGCAAAGGAAGUGGGCAGGGAGAUGGAAUGCAACCCAUCCGGCGCGCGGGUAGACAACCUGACCCGUUUUGCGGUGUGGCAUUCGGGUCGAAUUCGGGAGACGGUCUGCCGGCGGGGUCUGGACGGUUUGGGGCAACGGCUGGGCUGGCCGCUGGCGGUACCUCAGAAGCUGCAGGAGACUGGCGGCCAGAAGCAGAGACCGCUUCUCUUCUGGGCGCCCGACAAGACACAUAUGCCGCGAAGAAGGUGUAUUAUCGGUGGGCAUGAAGCAGAUGCUGGCGGCAAGAGUCGGGCGGCGGCGGACGGUGGUGUUCUCUGCAAGGCAAUGCUCGAUGCAUACUCGGUAUCGCGGGCGAAUGGUUGUUCAGUACGUAUUCUUCAAGUGACAGAUGUGUCCGACGUGGUACGCCGAGCAUCGACGCACGAGGGCGGCGGCUCGUGUCGGAGAACAGGUGAUAAGGCGAACAUCAACUCAAUCGGGUCUUUGUGCGCGUGCGCCAGUGUCGCGUCUGUGUAUCGCGGGCCUCAAGAGCGAGGGUUCCCGACGCAACCCGGCCAGGAACUUGCCCAGAGGUGGUAUCCCCGGCAGCACCAGCCGAAGCUGAUGGUUUUGAACUAG